AUGAAUAACCAAGUUAAUAACAACGCACUUAUUGAAGUUGAACCUUUAGAAUCUACACCCGAAAUAUUCAACCAUAUUAUAUCUACAAAGUUGGGUGCAAAUAUCAAUAUAGUAAAGUUUUUUGAUAUUUAUUCAUUAACGGAACCUGACUUGCUUAAUUUUAUGCCAAGACCAUGUACAGGCAUCAUAUUACUAUUUCCCAUUAAUUCGACAAAAAAAAUCAUGUCAACUGGAGAAAAGACCGUAUCUACUGGAAAUAAUUAUUAUUUUUUUAAACAAACUAUAAAAAAUGCAUGCGGUUAUCAUGCUAUCUUACAUCUAAUGGCUAACCUAAAGACUGAAAACUUGGAAAUGAUCUUUGGAGAUAACAAUAAUUUAAAUUACAAUAAGUUUAAGAGUUUCCUAAUAAGUUAUAAAAAAAUAGUAAAUAGCGGGGGCGACAAUGAACACUUAUUGACCAAUUUAAUUAACAAUUAUAUAUUAAAUGAUUUAUUAUUAACUACAACUCUAGAUACAACAAUUACUGCCACUGAAAAUAUACAGGUUGAUCAUCAUUAUAUAAGUAUCCUCAAAACAGAUGAUAAUAAAAUUAUAGAAUUUGAUGGAAGAAACGAUAAGCCAUCUGUUAUUUUAUCCAAUUGUGGAGAAGAUAAAGAUUUAUUUGAUUAUUCUUCAAUUAUAAACAAUCGAUUACAGGAAUUAUUAAUAAAGAAAACUGAUAAUACUAAAGAUAGCAGCCCUCCAAUUACUUGUAAUUUACUAGGUCUUGGACCAGCAUGGGAUUGA
Saccharomycodes ludwigii is the source of this 786-nucleotide messenger RNA. It is a transcript of the gene YUH1, whose product is annotated as ubiquitin-specific protease YUH1. Gene Ontology annotation, biological process: ubiquitin-dependent protein catabolic process; protein deubiquitination. Gene Ontology annotation, molecular function: cysteine-type deubiquitinase activity. The transcript has a single exon. Bases 1 to 786 code for a protein of 261 amino acids. NCBI's taxonomy places the organism in Eukaryota, Fungi, Ascomycota, Saccharomycetes, Saccharomycodales, Saccharomycodaceae. Gene Ontology annotation, cellular component: cytoplasm. The record is from RefSeq and is a predicted model, not a curated record.